Dibothriocephalus latus is the source of this 201-nucleotide messenger RNA. The record is from the annotation of a GenBank genome assembly. NCBI's taxonomy places the organism in Eukaryota, Metazoa, Platyhelminthes, Cestoda, Diphyllobothriidea, Diphyllobothriidae.
AGCCAGAGCAUCGAUGACUAUGCCACCAACAUGCAGCUGGACGAGAGUCAGAAAGAUAAUCUGACAAGUCUGCUAAUUGAAGUCCUUAACGGCAGGCAGAUUGCUCUCCUUAUGUUGGGCAUGCCGCUGCAGUCCUGGUCGGAGGUGUAUGUCAUCCUGCGUCCAAUCGCGCAAGACCUCUCCUCAUCGUCGAACAAGUAA